Messenger RNA from Durio zibethinus, 2091 nucleotides. The record is from RefSeq and is a predicted model, not a curated record. NCBI's taxonomy places the organism in Eukaryota, Viridiplantae, Streptophyta, Magnoliopsida, Malvales, Malvaceae.
AGAUCUUAAUUUCCUUUCACUUCAUUAUAAUUUUCUUCAAUUAAGCUCUUUAAACUAAUCGCAUCGAAUUCAGUUCCACUCUCCUUCGAUCCGUUCCUCGGACUGAUUUACAUUUUUAAAACUACAAAAUGGGUGUGGCAGAAAACAAUCACGAUAUGGAGGGAACACUAGAGAUUGGCAUGGAGUAUAGAACUGUUUCCGGAGUUGCUGGGCCGUUAGUAAUCCUCGAUAAAGUGAAGGGACCCAAAUAUCAAGAAAUUGUUAAUAUUCGUUUAGGGGAUGGAACUACCAGACGUGGUCAAGUCCUUGAAGUUGAUGGAGAAAAAGCUGUUGUUCAGCCAAAAUUAAUAAUGUCAACUAGUUCACCAUGCAAUGGGCUUAUAUUUAUGGUUUUUGAAGGAACAUCUGGUAUUGACAAUAAAUAUACAACCGUGCAAUUUACAGGAGAGGUGUUAAAAACUCCUGUCUCCUUGGAUAUGCUUGGGCGCAUUUUCAAUGGCUCUGGCAAGCCAAUAGAUAAUGGUCCACCUAUCUUGCCUGAGGCAUAUUUGGAUAUCUCUGGGAGUUCAAUUAAUCCUAGUGAGAGAACUUAUCCUGAAGAAAUGAUACAGACAGGGAUUUCAACAAUUGAUGUCAUGAAUUCAAUUGCUAGAGGGCAAAAAAUCCCUCUCUUUUCUGCUGCUGGUCUUCCCCAUAACGAAAUUGCUGCUCAGAUUUGUCGUCAGGCUGGUUUGGUGAAACGAUUGGAGAAGUCUGGAGAUCUGCUUGAGGAUGGCGAAGAAGAUAAUUUUGCAAUUGUGUUCGCAGCUAUGGGUGUAAACAUGGAGACUGCACAGUUUUUCAAACGUGACUUUGAGGAAAAUGGCUCAAUGGAGAGAGUGACCCUUUUCCUAAACCUGGCUAAUGACCCCACAAUUGAACGUAUUAUUACUCCUCGUAUUGCUCUCACUACUGCAGAAUACUUGGCAUAUGAAUGUGGGAAGCAUGUUCUUGUGAUCCUUACAGACAUGAGUUCUUAUGCUGAUGCUCUCCGUGAGGUAUCUGCUGCCCGAGAAGAAGUACCUGGAAGACGUGGAUAUCCUGGGUACAUGUAUACAGAUUUGGCCACAAUAUACGAGCGUGCUGGACGAAUUGAAGGGCGAAAGGGUUCUAUCACGCAAAUUCCAAUUCUUACUAUGCCAAAUGAUGAUAUUACACAUCCCACUCCGGAUCUUACUGGAUAUAUCACAGAGGGGCAAAUAUACAUUGACAGGCAGCUCCAUAAUAGACAGAUAUACCCACCAAUCAAUGUGCUUCCAUCGCUGUCUCGUCUCAUGAAGAGUGCAAUUGGUGAGGGGAUGACACGAAGGGAUCACGCGGAUGUUUCUAACCAGCUGUAUGCAAAUUAUGCUAUUGGGAAGGAUGUGCAGGCAAUGAAAGCUGUGGUUGGAGAGGAAGCACUUUCUUCCGAGGAUCUGCUAUACUUGGAGUUCUUGGAUAAAUUUGAAAGGAAAUUUGUCACCCAAGGAGCAUAUGACACCCGCAAUAUCUUUCAGUCACUCGAUUUGGCAUGGAUGCUUCUUCGCAUAUUUCCUCGUGAACUUCUCCACCGUAUACCAGCAAAAACUCUUGACCAAUACUACAAUCGAGAUGCAGCUAAUUGAAGGAGACAAAAACUCAUGCUCCCUCUUGGUCGUCUUUGCGUGUUGUUUAUUUGCCUCUUUCAUUCGUAAGUUGCCAUCUUCCACUGUUCAAAUAAUAAUGGUUGAAUUCUAGCUAGGGCUCCCCAUGAAAGCCAUAUGGGUAGCAAACAAGAGAUAAAAAUAUUCAGCGACUCUUUGUGUUGGUUUUACUUUUCCUCUAGAUAUAAUUUUUUGUGUUGCGUGUUCUAUCUUCCUAUUAAUUUUGAAAUCCAGUUGGUUUGGAUUGUUGUAUCGGUGAGGAAAUACAGACCAAGGCCAGUGCUUCCAAACUGCUUUUAGCUGUUUUGCUUUUCUUUUAUUUUCUUUGUAUAGAAUUUGUUUAGUAUGUGAUGAUAAAAGCAUUUGAGACAACCGACGAGUUCUAUUAUGUUGAACAAAAUCGUUGAAAAAAUUAAAGAAGAUUGGAAGG